UUAAGGUGCUUGCCUUAUUAAGUAAAAUAAAUAAAGAAAAAGAGGAAGAAGAAAAAAAUCAAGGAGGGGAAAGGGAAAUUGAAAUAAAUCAUCAAAUUUCUUUUAAUUUACUUAUAUUUUUAAAAAUUCAAUCUAAAAAAUUUAAUCAAAUAAAAUAAAAUGAACUAACCUCAAUAUAUAGAAAAGAGUACACAAUAAAAUUAGACAUCUAACUAAUCAGGCUCUUAAGAAAAUGUGAAAAGCGACUACUCAGGUUAGCAAAGCAAUUAAUAUGAUAACCCAGGCGGCCAUACUAUGAACAGCAGUUAUAAUAAUAAUAGAUACUAAAAGAAUAAUAAGCCUUACAAUAAUAAUAGAGGUGGAUAAUAGUCAUAAUAGUAUAGCGGAAACCAAAACAUUAGUGGUAGCAAUUUCCAAUCAAAUAGUAAUAUGGGUAAUUAAUACAAUAAUAGAACCGGUUAGAAGAGAUAGUACAAUAACUAUAACAACUAAGGAGGGACACAAACUUACAGUAGCAGUAACUCAAACAAUAAUAGCAGCAACAAUGGCAAUAAUUAUAACAGCAAUUAACAACUUAGCAACAUAAGCAAUAGUAAUAAUGGGGGUGUGACAUAAAAUAAUCCAAAAUAUUAAAGUAGAGAUAAUAUGGGUAAUAGCGGAACCAAUAACAAGAGUUACAACAAUUAAGGAAGUAAUUACUACAAAUAGAAUUAGGGAUAGCAAUAGCAGUAAAAUUAGAAAGGCUAUCCAAAAAAUUAAGAUAACAAUUUUAACAAAAGAAAUCAUCCUAAUAAAUAUUAGCAAGAUAUUAAUUCAAAUACUUAUCCUAAUGUCAGCAGCAGUAAUAUGAAUAAUAUAAAUUACAAUAAUCAAAAGCCUUAUUAACAAUACUAGCAGAAUUCUUAGAAUUAAUCAAUCAACAAUAUGAACUACAACAACAACAACAAUAAUCAAGGUAGCAACUCUCAAUAACAUUAUAAGGAAAAGCAAAAUGAUUACCAUCACAAUAAUAGACAUAGUUCCUAUGGUUAAAACUAAAUUUAUGUGUAAAAAUAAGAUAGUUUCUAGGAUAAGUAGCAAGGUCAAGACAAUUAAGAAAAUUCAGUCAAGCAGGGUAGCUCUAGAAAUCAAUCACUUUCAUCUACUGAUAGAAGUGAAUAGAAUGGAUAAAUUCAGUAAUAAGGAUAGUAGUAGUAUAUUUAAGGAGAUGACUAAUCUCAAUAGCUGACAAGUGCAUAGUCUUUUGAGCCAUAGUAGCAGAAUUUUAAUUAAGGAGAACUUAUCUAAAACUAAAAUCAAAAUUAAAUAAAUGAAAGCACUCCAGAAAAUCUUAAAACAAAUGAAGAGGCUUAGAAAAACGAAAAUCAUUCUUCAAAUAAUUUAGCGGAAUAGUAGGAACCUGCUUAAGAACCUUCCUUAUAAGUAGAAGCUUAAGAAAUUGUCUAAGAGUAGGAGAUCAUGUAAGAGCCUACUAUUGAAGAAUAAUAAAAAAUAGCAGAAGAGUAAAAGAAAUUAGAAGAAGAAGCAGAAAAAAUAAAACAAGCUGAAGCCGAAAAAGAAUUAAAAGCUUAAGCAGAAAAAGCAUUACAAGAAGAAAUUAAAAGAAAAGAAGACAUGGAAGUCCUUAAAGUUGUUGAAUUUUCAAGUGAAUGGGUUAUAUGGAUGUGCUUUAGUCCUGAAUAAUAAAACUAAAAUACACACUAAGAUGAAAAGACCUUUUUCAAAAAUAAUCAAGUAGUUUUUUCCUUCAAAAAGCUUAGAGAUUUAUGUCUCAUCCUCCAAGACACUCGUCUUAAAAAGAUAUCAGAUUUUUUCACAUUUAGACAAAUUAAAAAGUUUUAAUAUGAUGGUGAUGAAAAAAUGAGAACUAUAGAUGCCAUUUCAUUUUUCAAAAAAGGAAUUAAGCCUAUUUGGGAAGAUGAAAAUAACAAUAAAGGUUAUGAUUUAUAAACUAAAUUUGUUGGAGCUAAUCCUGAUGAAAUAGACAAUAUUUAUGCUUAUUGUCUUACUGUAGUUUUAAGUGAAGAAUUCCCCUACCAAGAAGAUAUGUGUGGAUUUAGAUUUGCUGAUAAAGGUAGUGCUAAGAAAAGCGGUGUUAGAUUAGAAGUUUGGUUUAAUGCAAUUGAUGAACCGAAAAGAGAUAGUAUACUAAAUUAUUUUGUUGAAUUAAUUGACAAAAUGUGGAAAUAACCAAUCUUCCAAUGGAAGUCCCAUUAAAAGUGA
Messenger RNA from Tetrahymena thermophila SB210, 2223 nucleotides. RefSeq names its product eukaryotic translation initiation factor 4E. The transcript has 3 exons. The record is from RefSeq and is a predicted model, not a curated record. NCBI's taxonomy places the organism in Eukaryota, Ciliophora, Oligohymenophorea, Hymenostomatida, Tetrahymenidae. Gene Ontology annotation, molecular function: RNA binding; translation initiation factor activity. Gene Ontology annotation, biological process: translational initiation.